AAUUUUGGCGCCCUCUGUACUUUAAAUAUGGCGUCUGAAUAAAUAACGUUUGGCGGUCGUCAGAGUUUGUCAAUAAAAAUAAAGAAACAAAUUAAAUAAAUUAAAUUUAAAAAAUAAAAAAAAGUUUAUGAAUAAAACAAUAUGUAAUUCAUAAUUAGUAAUUUGUUUUAAUUAACAAACAAUAAUGUACUCGUAAUAAUCAGUGAGAGUAAAAAACCAAGUGAACUACAAAACUAACCUAAAAACUAAAUCGGCUUUUAAAAACAGAGACUAAAAUAAUAAAAUUAAUUAAUUUAAUUUAAUUAGAUAAAUAAAUAUAUUUUUUUUAUAAAUAAACAAUCUAAAUAUUAAGUGAAAAAAAUGGAUCAAAUGCUACCAAGUCCAGGGUUCUCGAUCCCCAGCAUCGGGACACCUUUGCACCAGCUAGAGGAAGACCAGCAGAUUCUUCCAAACGCACUCCAGCAGCAGCAGCAGCCGUCUUCGUCACAGCAGUCACAGUACCCGCUGCAGCAGCUUCACUCGAUGAGUCCCAACCUAGGGAGCGGGAUGUUCCCAAUGUCUACUCCGCAGAAGACGAUGCAUACUUAUGCGCCUACUCCAGCGUUCGCUACUCCUCAGAGUAUGAUGACACCCCAGACUCCACAACACAUGAUGUCGCCAGCAGUGCAACCGGCGAGUCAUCUAGCUCCUACUGGAUCUCCAGCUCCAGGAAUAGGCUCUACUGGACCCAUGACUCCUGGAUCAGCUAUGACUCCAGGGUCUGCUGUUAAUCCAGCGUCAGCUGAUCCAGGAAUUUUACCACAAUUACAGAAUAUUGUAUCAACAGUAAAUUUAAAUUGCAAAUUAGAUCUUAAAAAAAUUGCACUACACGCUAGAAACGCCGAGUACAAUCCAAAACGGUUUGCCGCUGUUAUUAUGAGAAUAAGAGAACCUAGAACGACGGCUCUGAUAUUUAGUAGUGGUAAGAUGGUUUGUACUGGAGCUAAAAGCGAAGAGGACUCUCGGUUAGCUGCUAGGAAGUACGCGCGUAUUAUUCAGAAGCUGGGAUUUCCCGCUAAAUUCUUAGAUUUUAAAAUACAAAACAUGGUAGGAAGUUGUGACGUUAAAUUCCCCAUAAGACUCGAAGGAUUGGUCCUUACUCACGGCCAGUUCUCAUCUUAUGAGCCAGAAUUAUUUCCUGGUCUAAUUUAUCGGAUGGUGAAGCCUCGAAUUGUACUAUUAAUUUUCGUAUCCGGCAAAGUUGUACUUACAGGAGCUAAAGUAAGGACAGAAAUUUAUGAGGCAUUUGACAAUAUUUACCCAAUCCUAAAAAGCUUUAAAAAGCAAUGACACUCUUUCAACCUCACUACACUUAAAAUAAAAAUAAUAUUACUUAUAAGUAACACCUAAAAUAUUUAUUUAUAUUUUAAUUACUUGACCUCACUGAUAAUUGUGUCAGUAGAAUUAAAAAAAAAAUAUAUAUAUAUAUACAUAAUUUGACAUCAUGACGAAAGAUUUGAUACGAGACAAGAUUACAGUUCAACAGUA
Messenger RNA from Cotesia glomerata, 1527 nucleotides. It is a transcript of the gene Tbp, whose product is annotated as TATA-box-binding protein. Gene Ontology annotation, biological process: DNA-templated transcription initiation. Lineage: Eukaryota; Metazoa; Arthropoda; Insecta; Hymenoptera; Braconidae. The transcript has 5 exons. The record is from RefSeq and is a predicted model, not a curated record. Bases 361 to 1329 code for a protein of 322 amino acids. Gene Ontology annotation, molecular function: RNA polymerase II general transcription initiation factor activity; DNA binding.